Molecule: messenger RNA, 1507 nt
Organism: Lactuca saligna
Lineage: Eukaryota; Viridiplantae; Streptophyta; Magnoliopsida; Asterales; Asteraceae
Source: the annotation of a GenBank genome assembly
CUUUAUCCAAACAUAACGCCAAAAGCCCAAAAACAAACAAACGUAAAACCCUUUCCCUCUUUAUUUUAAUGCAGAAGUUCUUCUGCAAAAGGCUUUUAGGAAGGUUUCUUGGAAAAGAUCGAAACAAAAGGAGCGAAUUCCACUAACAAACGCUACACAAAUUGGCGUUACUGAGCUUUUAUCAGGUGUCCAUUGGCAAAGUUGAGCAUCAACAUCAACAACCCUUAGUUCUUACCACAGAAACUUAUCUAAUUGCAAUAUAGAAGAAACAUGUCUAGUGGAGAAGUCAAAAAGGUUUCACCUCAAGAUUUACAACUGGUACAAAAUCUUAUAGAAAGAUGUCUCCAGCUUUAUAUGAGCCAAAAGGAAGUUGUUAGCACACUACUACAUCAAGCCAAAAUAGAACCUAGUUUUACUGAACUUGUUUGGCAGAAACUCGAAGAAGAAAAUCAAGAUUUUUUCAAAGCUUAUCACCUGAGAUUAAUAGUAAAAGAUCAAAUAAUGAAAUUCAAUAAAUUGCUCCAGGCACAAGCUGACCUCAUGCAUCAAAUGUCAACUUCAGUCCCUGUCUCCAACGGAUCUCAUGUUCCUCUAUUGCACCAAAAUCCUUCAUGCUAUUCCCAAGAUAAUAAUAAUAAUAAUACACAAACACAACAAGGUAUGAAGGUAGAGAACAUGAACAUGAACAUGAACAUGCAGCAGUCAACUGUUGGUCAACUGUCUGUACUGAUGACUCAGAAUUCAAAUAUGGGAAUUAUGCAAGGAAUGAAAUCAGAAUCUGGGUAUACAGAUGUAGAUACAGAUGCAUCUUCUUUUCUAUAUAAUCCUGCAAAUAAUGUUGUAGAAAGACACCCUAUUCCUUCCUUUAUUUCUGAAGAAUCCAAUCAAAAACAUGUGAUUGUGAACGAAUCAAUGGAUGCAUCAUUGUUUGGAUUCUUAGGACAAAUCCCAAGAAGCUUUAGCCUAUCUGAUUUAACAGCUGACUUCUCCAUUAGUUCAGAUAUAUUGGACAAUUAUACUAAGUCACCCUACCUAGCAUCUGACACUGACUUCUUGAAUCCUCAUGGGAAUGGAGGCAUCCAACAAGGAGACAGUAAAAGGUUGGACACUAUAUCAGAAGGCUUGAGUUAUGAAGGGUUUGGCAGUGAUUGAUAUAUUUCAUAAUCAUUAUUACUUAAUGAUCAUGGUCGACGUUUAGCCCAAGAAAACAGAGCUUUUGGUAGAUAAUUUAUAAUGGAAUUCAGACAUAGUCAUGGUGUGUAGGGGUGUGCAUGGUGUUAGAUUUAUUUUGAUGUUUCUAUUUCUUUUUUGUGUGUUUUGUUUGUUUUAUAGAGGUUGAUGAUUUGUUAUUCAUAGUGUUUUAAAAUAUAAAUUUUAGAUGUAAAUGAUUCCUGACACGUGUUUUGAUUUAUAGUUACUUUGUUUUGUGCAAUGAGAGAAGACAUUCCACUUUUUGAUGUCUUCUUGGUUACUUUAAAUGGUGAAAAAGUAAAAUUUUCAUAAAUGG